AGAGUGAUAUCGGAAACGUAAGGAUUGGAUUUUCAAAAUAGUAUACCACAAUGAUUCGAAAAAUUAAGUUAUAUUUAUGAAAAGACUUUUAUUUCAGAUGCUUCAACCGGAAAUUGUUGCAUUUUACUUCACACUAUUGUUAGCGAACUAGCUAAAAGUGUAUGGAAUCAACCUGUGUAGCUUUUAUUAACAUCACCGUCUGUAAUAGUUAAAAAGUAGCAACAUGAACCAGGAAUGUCAAGGCACCGAGUCGGAAGUAGCUGAUACAACAGAGAAGCUUAAGCAGAAAUAUUUAAGGAGGAGAAAACAGUUGCCACCUUCAGACGAUAUUUCCCCAGGAACCAGUAACGAAGCAGUACAAAGGCUCACUUUGGCUCAGAGAUCCAAACAACCAAGCAAAGUCUUGAAAUACUACAGCCAAACUUUACAUGAGCUGUUCAAAGCAGUUACCAACCAUCCUGACCAAUUUGGCAGUGAUCGUAGUCUGCACGGCAGUAAUGAGGACCUGAGUGGGGAUUCUACAGUUGCCCCUUUUCAGGACUCUCAUGUGCUGUUUACUGAAACAGAUGUGACUCUGCCUUCCUGUCUGGAUGGUAGCCCUGGGUCCUCUGAAACAGAAACAGACAGAGAUUUGGAGCGGGCUCCCCGGUUCCCUGACUCGUGCUGCUCUUCUUCUUUAGUAGUAGCUAGGGUUUACCAGGAGAUGAUGACCAUCUAUGAACAGCUAAAGGCAGAGCGACAAAGCCAACAACAGUGCGAAAGACAGCUGCACCAGCGAGAAAGGAGGCUAAAACAACAGGAGGAGGCUUUUGGGAGGGUGGCCGGGCUGGAGGAGAUGCUGCACACUCGCAUACUGGCUGUGGAGGAGAAACACCAGCAGGAGCUGAGCCAGUUGAAGGAGCUUCUUCGAGAGAGGAGCAAAGAGAACAGGAGGCUCAAAUCCAGCUUUGACACCAUUAAGGAGCUGAAUGACAACAUGAAGAAACAGCUGAGUGAGCUCAGUGAGCAGAAUAAGAAGCUGGAGAGUCAGUCCAAGAGGGUGCAGGCUCGGCUUGAGAACCUCCAGAGGAAAUGUGCACAGAGCACAGCAUCCAGAGGCAGUCAGAAUGUGUGUGCUAAGAGCCUAGAGUGUAUUAAACCAGCCAAAAAGGAGAAACGUGUUGCUCCUGGACGACUCAGCAGCAAGGGCAGCUACGGUCCCACGCCACUAAAGCUCCUGGCCCUUCUGCUCGACUGGGUACUUGAUGGACAGACAUUCUCAUCAGUAGCAGGGAACGAAAGGAAAGGUGCAGGCCAGUGUCUGCCUCUGGAUGUUGUACUCAAUGAGAGAUGCCUCAAGGUGCUGCCGUUAUUAGCAGAUCAGCUUCAUCAUGCUCCUCUCUCAGAACCAGAGCUACUCCUAAACCUUCUUCGCCUCAUCCACUGGGUUUUGAGACACAUGGACAAUAGCACACAGCAUGUAGCGCUGUCUGCCACUCUGCGGAGGAUAGGGGAGGAAGUGUCAAAGCCUGCAGCCCAGUCAGCAGUGUUGCAGUGUGAAGAUUCAGACCUGCCCAAGUCCUGCAGUGAGGCAGCCCGGCCGUUCAGGAACCGGCCCCUUUACCGCAGCCCCUGUCAUCACACACGUAUCCUCUCUACACUCAUCAUCCUCCGCACUGUCUCACAAGCUGAUGUAGUGGCCCAGGCUCUGGAUAUCCUCCAUACCGAUCUCAUGUCUGUGGAGAGCCGAGGCCUGUUUAUACACUACGGAGGAGUGUGUGUGCUGCUGUCAGUGUUACGGGCUGGCCGUGGAGGCCUACACACACCUAUAGACAUCCUGAUGCAGCUCACUGAGCAAUCUCGCUACUUAAAUCCAUUCCUGGAGGCGUGUAGCUGUGAGGAGUUUUUCCAGACGGCGUCCCAGCUCAUUAAACGUCCUUGUCUGGAGCUCCCAUCACUGGAGAAGCUCUCGAUCCUACUGCAUAAGCUCUCCAGCAUUAGGAAGAAUUGUCGUCUGUUUGAGCUGUCCUCCCUCCACCACCAGUUACAAGAGCUUUAUCACAAAACCAACCAUGCACACGCCUUCCUCCGCCUCAACCUCAGGUCCAUCCUGCACAAUCUUAAAUAAUGCACACAUUUGCGUUUCCCUGCUUCAUGGAUUCAAGCUGCCUUCAAGCACUCAGACUUACUAGUUAAGACACAGGUGAUUUCCAUGUCGCUGCUGAAACACAUUGCUUGAUAUCCUGUGUUCAAACUGUAGUUACCGUAUUUUCAACUGUACUUCAAACAACAUGGCUUACGUAGACACACAGUGACAUGUUUUCGAAGUUCUCUUGUCUGUUCGAAGUAUUUUAUAACAUUUUGUGUUCCACACUUUGUGACCCCUCUGUUUUUGUGUUCCACAGUGAUGUUUUGUUUUUUAUCUGUGAUGCAGAACCUUUUUAUUAAAUGAGUGUCAUGCUUGCCAGUGGCCCUAAUGGCUGUCUCAUGUGCUCAGUGGAAGAAGGCCGUGACUGUGAAGCUUCUUAAUGGCAAUAAACAAGAAGAACUGAAGAAGACUGGACUGCAUACAAAAUGGUGAAAUCCAUAUGUUUUGUAUAAAUGUGGAAGUGCUUGGGUGAUCUGGAUUUGAAAUGAGUCUACCCAAUCUCUUAAGGGCACUAGAGAAUCCAAAUUCCUGAUUGAACUGCAUUGUAGUUAGUUUGCAAAACUUCUGUUCAGGUAAGAGCUUGAAGAUGGUGGGUUUGAAGAAACUUUUACAGUGUAUUGUGUUUUCAGAUAUCUACUGUAGAAUAUACAUUCCAGUUUACUUGAAUGAAUGAAAUUUAUUUCUGUCUAGAUAACUGUACAAACAUGACAAGAAGCACUAUUUUC
Molecule: messenger RNA, 2853 nt
Organism: Monopterus albus (swamp eel)
Lineage: Eukaryota; Metazoa; Chordata; Actinopteri; Synbranchiformes; Synbranchidae
Gene: ccdc138
Product: coiled-coil domain containing 138
Exons: 15
Coding region: 224-2107 (627 amino acids)
Source: RefSeq, a predicted model, not a curated record